AUGGCUGAAUGUCUUGAUCGUCUUUUGGCAAAAUUUCGUAAUAGUUGUCGUGUUAAUCGUCUUUUUGGUAUGUACUUAGAAAGUAAAGGAAACUUCGAAGAUGCUCAAAAUGUGUACACAAAACUCAUAAAAGAUGAUCCAACCAAUACAUUGGCCCGUAAACGAAUGAUUACAAUUUUAAUAGCCCAACAGAAAAUACCCGAAGCCAUUAAUGAAUUAAGAGAAUACUUAAAAAUUUUUAUGAGCGAUUUUGAAGCAUGGAAUGAAUUAGCUGACCUUUAUCUAUCAGAAUGUGACUAUAAACACGCUGCGUUUUGUAUGGAAGAAAUGAUUUUGUCUAAUCCUUCUAAUCAUCUCUAUUAUCAACGUUAUGCUGAGAUUAAAUACACUGAAGGUGGAACAGAAAAUUUAGAAUUAGCCAGAGCUUAUUAUAGUCAAGCUUGCCUAUUGUGCCCUAAUAACCUUCGUAGUUUAUACGGACUUCUACUUACAUGCUCCGCUUUAGAUAAUCAUCUAUCAAAAUCAAUUAAGAUGCUACCGUUAACAACAGAGAAUAAACUACACAAUGGACCAUCUGUUGGAAACACUUAUUCAAGUCUUAUUGAUGAUAAUCUUGGCAUCAAUGUCAAUCAUCAUAAUAAUCAGAGUAGUCGAUUAAAUAUAAAUCAAGUAUCACCUAAACAACAACAAGUUAAUAGUUUAAAUACUGUAUCACCAGUUCAGGCAUCAUCACUGUCCAGUACAGAUAAAAAUCGACAGUUAGCUAAAUGGGCAGCUGAACAAAUCCGUUUAAUCUAUAUGUCUGCCAAUACAACUCGUGGUGGUUUAUCAUCGUCUUCCGCAACUUCUAUCAAAUCUAUUAAAUGUUUCAAGCAACAGUCUACCAAAAAGCAUACUGGACAUAUUAGUAAUCACAAAGAUAAUCAUACUACUAGUAGUAGUUGUAGUAGUAGUAGUAGUAGUAGUAAUACUAACAAUCCAAACAAUGUUACAAGUUUUGAGGAUACUGUCACUGUUGAUAAUACUAUUAAUCGUAUUGAUAUGCGUGUACAUAAUGAUCAUAGUGAUGAUGUUGAAGAUGAUAGUUGUCAUCGAAUUGUUUGUGAUAAAAAGACCAAAUAAACAUAUCGACAAAUAGUUAUUCAUCAUUUAAUAUGACAACGAUCUCUUUAUCUCUUACUAUUAUUGUAAUACAUGAAUUACUAUUGAAUGAAGAAUUUAAUUGAAAGCGAAUCUUUCGACAAUUCCCCUGUUUGUGUCAGUUCCUUUGAAAUAGAAAGACAUUGAAAACAAUUGUGACCUUUGUGUAUAACCUUUGUUCCUCAUGUAUUUGUAUUGAUUUAAUGUUUUUCUUUUCUACCCUCCCUUUGCCUCUAUUUGCUUAUCCCUCUCUCUAUUUACAUCACUCGUUGUAAUAUUUAAGAAAAAAAGAAUACAUACAAACAUUCCAUCUAGUAGGCUUGAAAUUGAGUAAAUAGGUGGGUCCACUUCUUAAUCGAAUUGUUUUUUAAACAUUUGACCUUCACCAUUUUGUCAUCGAUUUAUGCUUCUUUUCUUUCUUUUUUUUUCCUUACUGUAGUAAUUCUUAGACUGUACUUAAUAUUUCUACUUUGUAAAGUUUGAUCGACUUUAAAAAGAAUACAAAAUGAAUUGUUUCUCAA
Molecule: messenger RNA, 1661 nt
Organism: Schistosoma intercalatum
Lineage: Eukaryota; Metazoa; Platyhelminthes; Trematoda; Strigeidida; Schistosomatidae
Source: the annotation of a GenBank genome assembly